AUGGCCCACUCAAAGGACCAGUUCGACGACAAGGGCUUCGAGAUCGAGCACCAAGACCGCCGUCUCAGCACGGGCGUGACGGCCGACGACGUGGUCAACCCCCUCGCGGGGAUGCCGCGCGACCAACUGCUCGCCGAAGCCGACGCGUUCGUCGACAACUUUGGUUUCCAGGCAGACCGCGAUGCUUUCCGCCGCGGCGCACUCGUCGCACAGCGUCCCAGGGAGUUUGAAUCCAUCGACUGUCUUAGCGACGACGACAAGGUUGCUCUGGCCAGCGAGCGCGACCAUAUUUGGCGCCAACCACGUGCACUGAUCGUAUCGGUUGUGGUUUGCGCCCUCGGAGCCGCCACGCAGGGAUGGGACCAGACCGGUUCGAACGGUGCCAACCUCUCCUUCCCUCUCGAAUUCGGUAUCGGCGCAGCCGAGGGCCAGCCGGGAUGGCAGGCUGACGAGUGGACCGUCGGUCUUGUCAACGGCUCCGUUUACAUCUCUGCAGCGCUUAUCGGCGCGUGGCUCUCAGACCCGCUCAACCACUAUUUUGGUCGACGCGGUGAAAUCUUCAUUACUGGAAUUAUCCUCAUCAUCACCCCGAUUGCGUCCGGCUUUACUCGUACUUGGGAACAACUCACGGCGGUUCGUCUAAUCAUGGGUGUCGGAGUCGGAGCCAAAGCUGCCACCGUCCCGAUGUACUGUGCCGAGCUGUCGCCCGCCCGCAUCCGCGGCGCCCUCACCAUGGGCUGGCAGCUGUGGACUGCGUUCGGCAUUUUCCUGGGUUUCUGCGCCAAUGCCGCCGUCAUGAACACGGGUAAAAUUGCUUGGCGCCUCCAGCUCGGAUCGGCCUUCAUCCCCGCUGUGCCACUUACUCUCUUUGUGUAUUUCUGCCCCGAGUCGCCUCGGUGGUUGAUGAAGAAGGGGCGGAUGAUGGCCGCAUGGAAGGCCAUGAAGAGGGUACGCCAUACCGAGCUCCAAGCCGCCCGCGACUUGUUCUACGCCUACGUCCUCUACUCUGAGGAACAGAAGAUUGUCCAGGGAGCCACAUACUAUACCCGUCUAGUCGAGCUGUUCACCAUCCCUCGCUGCCGGCGUGCAACCGUGGCUGCAAGUGUGGUUAUGCUCGCCCAGCAGAUGUGUGGUAUCAACAUUAUGGCGUUCUACUCCUCAACCAUCUUCAAGCGCGGCGGCUUCAGCGACAGGCAAGCGCUAUUUGCGUCAAUCGGUUUCGGUGCCCUCAACUUUGUUUUCGCCAUUCCGGCCGUUUUCACAAUCGACACAUUCGGUCGCCGUGCCCUUCUCCUCACGACCUUCCCGAUCAUGUGCAUCACCCUUUUCAUCGGAGGAUUCAUGUUCCUCAUCGACAACCUCGUGGUAUCUACCGGUCUAGUGGCCCUCUUCGUCUACCUCUUUACCAUUGCGUAUUCGGUCGGCGAGGGCCCAGUUCCCUUCAUGUACUCGGCCGAAGUGUUCCCCCUGGCCCAGCGCGAACAGGGAAUGGCGUGGAGUGUCUGCGUCUGCUUCUUCUUCGGCGCAGUCCUUUCAUUUACGUUCCCAAUCAUGCUGCGUACCUUUACGCCGACUGGUGCAUUCGUCUUCUACGCCGGCCUCAAUGCCCUCGCAUUCUUCAUGAUCUUCCUCUGGGUCCCCGAGACCAAGCAACUCACCCUCGAAGAACUGGACCAGACAUUUAGCGUCAAGACCAGCACAUUCAUCAAGCAUAACAUCCGCACUGUGGUGCCAUGGUGGUUCAAGCGCUACAUCCUCCGCAAGAAGGACAUUGGACCGUGUCCGCCAAUCCAGAUCGAGCGUUCCAGCAGCCUUUCUCCUGUACAGACGCUCUCGCUUGAGGCAUCCAGCACACCGAAUGGAGCUGAGAAAGCCUAG
This is a messenger RNA of Cutaneotrichosporon cavernicola, 1878 nucleotides long. RefSeq lists its product as uncharacterized. The transcript has 3 exons. The record is from RefSeq and is a predicted model, not a curated record. Gene Ontology annotation, biological process: transmembrane transport. Gene Ontology annotation, molecular function: transmembrane transporter activity. Bases 1 to 1878 code for a protein of 625 amino acids. Lineage: Eukaryota; Fungi; Basidiomycota; Tremellomycetes; Trichosporonales; Trichosporonaceae. Gene Ontology annotation, cellular component: membrane.